AUGAAUAAACUUUUGCUGGUAUUAACACUACUUCUAUGGCGCGCCGCCGCACAAGCACCUCCACCGCCGGCGGUUCCGGCCGACGGUAAGGAGUACUUAGACGCUCACAACAAAGCAAGAGCCGAAGUGGGUGUGAGUCCACUCCGGUGGAACUUUCAGCUGGCUAAAGCCACGAGCUUACUGGUCCGGUUCCAGAGAGACCGUGAAAACUGCCGCUUUGCGAAUUUAACGAGCGGGAAGUACGGCGGCAACCAGAUGUGGGCCUCCCAGGAGGUGGUGACGCCGGCGAGAGUCGUGGAAAAUUGGGUGUCGGAGAAGGCGUAUUACAGCUACGCCAACAAUUCGUGUGCGGCGAACCACCGUUGUGGGGUGUAUACGCAGGUGGUGUGGCGGCAUUCGGAGGAGCUAGGUUGUUCUCUGGCGAGAUGCGCUCAAGAUCAGUCGACUUUGGCGAUUUGCUUCUAUAAUCCACCGGGGAAUGUGAUCGGAGAAAGCCCUUAUUGAUGAUUAUGUUUAGGAGAUGCAGUAAUGAGUUGUACUCUAUUGUCCAAUAAUAAUAGUGAUGAAUCUAGCACAAUGUACAACUUUCAAUGCACCUUGUACAAUCAA
This is a messenger RNA of Cynara cardunculus var. scolymus (artichoke), 609 nucleotides long. Its product is annotated as STS14 protein. Lineage: Eukaryota; Viridiplantae; Streptophyta; Magnoliopsida; Asterales; Asteraceae. The record is from RefSeq and is a predicted model, not a curated record. The coding region runs from base 1 to 504 and encodes 167 amino acids. The transcript has a single exon.